Solea solea (common sole) is the source of this 612-nucleotide messenger RNA. Its product is annotated as ATP-dependent zinc metalloprotease YME1L1-like. Lineage: Eukaryota; Metazoa; Chordata; Actinopteri; Pleuronectiformes; Soleidae. The coding region runs from base 1 to 612 and encodes 203 amino acids. Gene Ontology annotation, cellular component: mitochondrial inner membrane. The record is from RefSeq and is a predicted model, not a curated record. The transcript is spliced from 6 exons. Gene Ontology annotation, molecular function: metalloendopeptidase activity; ATP-dependent peptidase activity; ATP binding. Gene Ontology annotation, biological process: protein quality control for misfolded or incompletely synthesized proteins; mitochondrion organization.
AUGGACAAACUGAUCUACUCCUUCAGCGGACUGGUGCGUCCAGGACGCUUUGACAUGCAGGUGACUGUCCCCAAACCAGAUGUGAAAGGACGUACAGAGAUCCUCAACUGGUACCUGAGGAAGAUUAAAGUGGAUCCAGCUAUUGAGGCCAGUAUUAUUGCCCGGGGCACGGUUGGCUUCUCGGGCGCUGACCUGAAAAACCUGGUGAACCAGGCAGCCCUGAAGGCAGCAGUUGAUGGUAAAGACAUGGUCACAUUGAAGGAGUUGGAGUUUACCAAAGAUAAAAUCCUCAUGGGCUCUGAAAGGAGGAGUGCAGAAAUAGACAGUAGAAACAAACGCAUCACAGCAUAUCGUGAGUCAGGUCAUGCGAUUGUAGCUUACUACACCAAAGACGCAAUGCCAAUCAAACAAGGCUACUAUAACGCCCAGAGGACCAAGUCUGGGACAUGUGAGACUCGCUCUCAGUUACUGGCACAGAUGGAUGUUAGCAUGGGUGGACGUGUGGCAGAAGAGAUUAUAUUUGGCCAGGAGAACAUCACAACCGUUUUAACCGGAACUGGCCGCUACGAAGACGACAGUAGAGCUCCGACCAGCAUACGGGCUAGAGGCUAG